AUGGUUUUCCGAUCGCCUUUAGAGCUUUAUCCCUCCCAUUUCUUCCUGCCAAACUUCGCUGAUCGCCCACUGCUGCUGGCGAACAGCGCGCCCGCCGCCAGGUCCCCGGAAGACUUGUCCAUGUUCCAGCUACCCACCCUCAACUUCUCCCCGGAGCAGGUGGCGAGCGUCUGCGAGACGCUGGAGGAGACCGGCGACAUCGAGCGGCUGGGUCGCUUCCUCUGGUCCCUGCCCGUGGCGCCCGGAGCCUGCGAGGCCAUCAACAAGCAUGAGUCCAUCCUGCGCGCCCGCGCCGUGGUGGCCUUCCACACGGGCAACUUCAGGGACCUCUACCACAUCCUGGAGAACCACAAGUUCACCAAGGACUCGCACGGGAAGCUGCAGGCCAUGUGGCUGGAGGCUCACUACCAGGAGGCCGAGAAGCUGCGCGGACGCCCGCUGGGUCCCGUGGACAAGUACCGCGUACGGAAGAAGUUCCCGCUACCUCGGACCAUCUGGGACGGCGAGCAGAAGACCCACUGUUUCAAGGAGCGGACUCGGAGCCUGCUGCGGGAGUGGUACCUGCAGGACCCCUACCCCAACCCCAGCAAGAAAAGGGAACUGGCGCAAGCCACUGGACUCACUCCCACACAGGUCGGCAACUGGUUCAAGAACCGGAGGCAACGAGACAGAGCCGCGGCGGCCAAAAACAGGCUCCAGCACCAAGCAAUGGGACCGGCCGGCAUGCGGUCCCUCUCCGAGGCCGGCCUCACCCCUCACAGCUCGGCCGAGUCGCCCUCGACGGCGGCCAGCCCCACCACCAGCGUGUCCAGCAUGACGGAGCGGGCCGACACCGGCACCUCCAUCCUGUCCGUCACCUCCAGUGACUCGGAGUGCGACGUAUGAUACGCAGAAUCAAAAAACAAAAACAUGGAAAGAAAACAACAACAACAAAAUCACACACAGACACACACACAUACACACAAGAAAAAGAGAAUUAUUUACAGGGAAAAUGGACCUGAGAGGAAAAAAAGGACUUGGAUGGAGGAAGACAAAGGACCGAUUACUAUAAAUAUGACAUAAAAAAGAGAUAAAGCACGUGUUUUUUUUUUUAAAGUAAAAGCGCUUUCAAAAAGGAUUCAUGCUAUCCCCCCUCCUCCUCUUCAUCCUGCCCCCUCACACCAACGAAACUAGACUUGCAUGAUUAUUCCCCUUUCUUUGUUUUUAUUUUUAAAAUUAAAAUCUGUUGCAUCCUGUGGAGCAGCGAGCAGAGGGAAUCAAAACAUUUGGACCAUUUCUUUUGGCGAUGACGUCACGCGGACAAAAUGCAUGUUUCUUUCUUUUUUGUUCACCAGACAAUCAUUUCAAGUCGUAUAAGCACCUUUUUCUUGUUUUCUUUUUCU
This is a messenger RNA of Syngnathoides biaculeatus (alligator pipefish), 1382 nucleotides long. RefSeq names its product SIX homeobox 3a (gene six3a). Gene Ontology annotation, biological process: brain development; eye development; regulation of transcription by RNA polymerase II. The record is from RefSeq and is a predicted model, not a curated record. Gene Ontology annotation, cellular component: nucleus; transcription regulator complex. NCBI's taxonomy places the organism in Eukaryota, Metazoa, Chordata, Actinopteri, Syngnathiformes, Syngnathidae. The transcript has 2 exons. Gene Ontology annotation, molecular function: RNA polymerase II cis-regulatory region sequence-specific DNA binding; DNA-binding transcription factor activity, RNA polymerase II-specific. The coding region runs from base 1 to 885 and encodes 294 amino acids.